Messenger RNA from Patiria miniata (bat star), 869 nucleotides. Its product is annotated as trichohyalin-like. The coding region runs from base 142 to 570 and encodes 142 amino acids. The record is from RefSeq and is a predicted model, not a curated record. The transcript has 3 exons. Lineage: Eukaryota; Metazoa; Echinodermata; Asteroidea; Valvatida; Asterinidae.
CAUGGAGAAGGUCGCCGACCCGGCGCGCGCUGAUGUGUAUGUAAAGUUGGUGCCUAGGCCCUGGCUGACUAGUGACUCGAUCGACUCGACAGAUUUUGCUAUAGAUUUCCUCGAAGACGUCGUCGGGAAAAGAUUUUCAAGAUGAGUAAGAAUGCAUAUCAUUGGGAGGCGAGAUUUAGACAGCGUCAGGUGGACAAGGCGAACGCUUAUAGGCAGCGAAUGGCCGAACAAGAGGCAGAAGAGGAACGAAUAAGGAGCGAGUUAGCAGCGAAACAGGCCCGGGAGAGACAACAGCAAGAGCAGGCCCGUAAGGCGGCCCUUCAAGAGCAAAUCCAAUCCAGGGAUAAGAGUGGCAUGAAUAAAUCCUACAGGGAACGUGAGCAGCAACUACAGCGUUUACUGCAGGAGCGACGCUGGCACAACGACAUGAUCAAGCGAAUGGAGGAAGGCGAAAGAACCCAACUGCACAGCGACGCCCUGCGAGACCACCAGAGCAAGUCAAAAGUCUUGCGGGACCAUGGAUUGUACCGCGGUGACCCAUCGUUCUUCCUAGAUCCCGAAUACUCUUGAAAAACACUAGGACUUUUACAUGUACAUAGAGGGCGCUAUUUCGUUCCACUGGGUAUAUACCCCCGUUUCAUUUCUCAAACUUAUUAAGGGUGCAACCCAGUAAAUAUGCCCAAAAAAAUCCAUCCGCAGAGCUUAUGAUAGAAGACAGGUGCAUACCUAUGUUCCCCAAUACCGAUGUUCCCCAACCCAAACCCUAUUCCUAAGGAGUUUGGGGUACACACCUCUGGCCUGGAUUUGGGGCUUUCAAUUCUGAGCAAAGUGGCGCUAUUUAGCCAUGUUGUCAAGGCCGGGGUCCUUUU